UGUCCGGUCCGAGUCAUGACCCAACUCGUCCGUGUCACGGUAUUCUUACGUCUCCGUCUGUCUGAAUCCUAUAACCGUUUCCAGUUAAACCCUCAUCCUCCGUCGUGUUCGGCCUCCGAGCCGAGCUCGCAGAUCCGGGAUCCCUUCUUCUUUUCGCUUCUGACGAUGUCCAAAACCGUGGUCCCGGUCCUCUUCUUGAUUGCCCUCGUCUCCCUCGCGGCCCCGCCGGCGGCUAAGGCCGCGGCCCUCGGCCUCGACACCUUCCUCGCUGGCGAGGCCCGCCGCGACCCCUCUGCCGCAAAUGAUUCCUUCUCUGCCCUUCCCGCGGCCGUCAAGCUGUCGCUUGCCGCGAACCUCCCCCCCGCCGACUACCCUGCCCUUGUCUCCCAGCUCCUCUCUUUCCAUAUCUCCGUCCCGGUAUACGUGAAGCUUGUGGGUGACUUCUCCUCCGCGGCCCCCGGCCUCCUCCGGUCCUUCGCCGCGGCCGCCGCCCUCACCUCCGACCGCUUCCACGUCAUCGGCGCCACCACACACAACCUCGCCGUCCGACACACCCUGCACCUUGACACCGCCCUCUCGCUCCUCGGAUCGCAGAUAUCCGACGCCAUCCGUUCCCACCUUGAGGCCUCCCCAUCGCCGCUUUAUCUUUCUGCCCUCCUUUCUGUGCCGUACACAUCGGUCGAUCGCAUUAUCCAGCAGGAUUUCCAGAAGGAGAGCUCGAAUUCGGCCCCGGGGUUCUAUGUCUAUUUGCUGAAUCUUGGAUCUCAAGCCAAACCCUAUGCCUAUUCCCUUGAUUCCAAGGAUGCCUCGCUGGCCUUCACAAAGUGUAUGGGGACUCUGUGGACUGGUAAAGAUCGGUAUGUGUGGAUCGACCUUGCCGCAGGACCAGUGGAAUAUGGCCCGGCGAUCUCCGGUGAGGGUGUGAUCCCCCGAGGUGAGUUCCAUCCUCUCGCCUCACUCCAUGGGCGACCGAGGUCAGAAGGAGCCCUCCUUUCGGAUCUCACCUCUGUGGUCCUCAGCGCCUACCAAUCCCUUCUGGUUCCUUCCCUCAGAAUCCCUGUCUUCUACGAGAAUUCUCUCCUAAUUCAGUUCAUCCACCUUCAUGGACCUCAUCCGGAUUCCUCUGGACUUGACUGGAAUUUCAUCAAACAGACGCUGCAAGAAAGCGAGCUUGCUUAUAAUGAACAAUCUUUGGUGUUCAAAUCAUACAGCAUAAAAUUCUCAGAAUGCCCAAUUUGCUCUUUUGCCAUUGCCCGAUCAAUGAAUUCAUACACCUCCCGUUUCCUUUUUGAGAAUUACACGUUAAUUGUUAAUGAAUAUUUAGACUCAAAGAGCUUGCAUCAGAUACUAUCAGACUCAGUGGAAGAGGUACACCAAGCUGCGGCAAUUCCUGAAGAGGACUAUGGCAAGGUCCUUCCAGUAUAUGUAUUCGAUUUGGAAUAUGACAAGCUUAUCUUGCUUGACCGGUGUCACCAGGCCAUUGCAUUCAGAAACAUGGUGAUUGCUGUGAGGACUAGGAGCUCACAGACGGUUAGUGACUACAACUGCAAUGGCCGGCACAUGAUUACACAGACUCGAAACCUAGACCGUCCGAUUAUUGGUUCCGUGCUUCAGAGCAUGUGGGGUGUCUCACCAAUCCACUUGUCAUGGAGCCCACAGCAUAACGGUGCUCUGGUUGAUUACACCUGGAGUGUGGGUCAAACUCCAUUCGGACCCUUCUCUGACACUCUGUCUCUGUCCUUUGUUCAGAGAGAUGCAGCACGGAGGAAUGUUCUGCUUAUUACAUUGAACUAUACAAUUACAAGUGCCAUUGACAUAUUGCAAUCUAUGGCCGCACAUGGUGGAGUUAAGAAGCUUUUAAAGGAAAAUAAGCAUGUUGAGUUUGUUCAGAGGUGGAAUUUGCUCAACUACAAGCUUGAGAAGGUGGUUUCUGCCGUUUCCCACUUUGAUUUUGAGAAAGCUAUGCACUUCCUGAGGUCUUCAGAUCAUGAUCUAUAUGCUAUACACACUUUAGCUUAUGAGGCAUCACAAAAAUUGGAGGCUUCAAUUACUUGCUUCAGUGAUCCACCAUUCCCAUGGGCAUCAGUUUCCCUGUUUGGUGUGCUUCUUUUUGGUUUCUGUUAUUUCCAUGGAAAUAGGGACAAGAUUUUUAAAAGCAAGAGAAAACAGUUCUGAGUGUGACUCUAUUAGUUGUAAUAGUUUAUGGACAUCUUUGUUUCCUGUUUGCUUCUCUAGGUACAUUUGUUGAGAUAGCAGAUUCGGCAUUAGAUAAAGCACCAUGGAGCAAAGUCCUUAGUCAUGCUUAUUACGACAUCUACUUUUCUAUGGAAAUUUGUGGAAUUUUCUGGAUUUCCUGGUUAUUGAUCAGUCGAUAAAUGUUAAUUAUUA
Molecule: messenger RNA, 2388 nt
Organism: Musa acuminata AAA Group (dessert banana)
Lineage: Eukaryota; Viridiplantae; Streptophyta; Magnoliopsida; Zingiberales; Musaceae
Exons: 1
Coding region: 16-2175 (719 amino acids)
Source: RefSeq, a predicted model, not a curated record